AUGUGGAAGCUAUUUGAGCACUACCAGCAGAUAAGUCACUGCUCUUUGGAGUUAGUCGAAAAACGUGACUCUUACAAUCCAAAGAGCAGUGAGUUAUCUGAUGUUAAAGCUACUCAAGUUGUUCCAACAUCCUCUUCUGAUGGCACUUUUAAUAUCGUUAAGUCGAAAAAAGCACAACUCAAUCCCGGGUCCAUAAAACGAAAUAUCAAAGCAACAGUGCUCACAUUCCGCGCCAUUGUUGAUCGACCGUACGUGGCUCGUGUUCAAUUGUUACUCUGUAACAUUUCUGAUCGUGCUCUUCAUUUUAAACUGAAGAGCAACGUGGGCAGCAACGUUUCUGCUUUACCUGCUGGUAGUGCUCAAAUAGCUUCCACAUGCACAAGUCCGACUAGUUCUCACUUGGACAAGACCUCCACAGUACGAACAUUGGCGAGAUGUACCGCCACCGAAACUGCUUAUAGUUACGAAAUUUUUGGAUUCAUCGCAGACUUCUAUUCGGCUUGCACGCAUAAGCUCUACGAAAACAUGCUAGAGUUUAUUGAGUUUGCUGGCCAUGAAACCAAUACGGAUGUAACGCAUUUCCGUGGUGAUCACCAAGUUAUGGGUGGAUACGCCCACUUUUAUGUCAAUUUUUUUCUAGCUGUGAGGGACCUUUGCAGUGUACAUCACAGUGCGACAGGAGCUGAAUACAUAAAUGAAAGUGAUGUUGUAUUUCUCUUCGAAGAAUUUGAGUCUGAACUCUUCCGCAACUUCAUCUCUUCAUAUCCUCAUUUACUGGUUUUUGGUCUAACAUUAUUAAAGAGCCGUGUUUUACGUAAUUUGCCGCUACCGCGUCCGAAACCAAAUCGCCCUCUUUAUUGCGAUAUGCUUCGCAACUUUAACGUUGUUAUAGGUUAUGGAGAUGAAAAUGAAAGAAGGAACUGGAUUAAGAUGAUCCGUUACAUGGGUGGACACAUUAGAAAGGAGCCUGAUCCAUAUAACACUUUCUUGGUCACCACGCAAGCGAGAGGAAGAGCAUUCAGGAUGCUCGUUUCACUUGGACAAAAAGUCCUUCUUCCUUCCUGGGUUGAUGACUGCUGGAGCAAUCGAAAUGACUUCAGUUUCGAUCCCACAAGUGAUAGUUUGCUGGUCAAACAUCGCAUCGGUGUAUUUGAGUCGCUUCAAGUUUAUGUGGUCGGAUUCGAGGAUGAUGAUGCGGAAGACAUAAAAAACAAUAUCUUGAGUUUCAAAGGAGCAGUUACCAAUGACCUAUCGAGCGCUACUCACUUGGUUGUUAAUUUUGCGAAUGAAUGCAAAUUCCUUGAUAGUUUAUCCAUUGCAAGUAAUCAACGUGUUGUCACAGCCGAGUGGGUCUGGACUAGUAUCAGCAUACAGUAUUGCGCUAAUGAAGAUGCUUAUGCACCUUUUGUCAGAAGAAUCCGAUCACCGGUUGCUACUACUGGUGGUACCAAUGUUGUUGAUGAAACGAGUGGUCAUAAUUUGUUGCCGAAAUGCACUCAGUCUUCUGUCGAAGCACAAAAUAAGGACACUUCCAUGACGAUCACGAAGGCACACUAUGUUUGCACUGAGAUGCUCGAGACAGAAUUCUCUUAUUUGAAAGCGCUCAAACUGCUGGAAAGUGUAAAAAAAGAACUGGAAAGCGCAAUAGAACGAGGCGAUACAGUGAUGGAAAAAGCUGACGUUCUUCUAGUUUUCGGAAAGAUUUCUCCAAUUCUGCAAGUUCAUGAGAAGAUAGUUGUCAGCCUCAAACAGUUAUUAGACAAAUGGGACGAAAAAACUGUAGCAGUAAAAGUAUCACAGGUCUGGAUAGAUGCCUUCGAGGAAAUGGAUCGUGUAUAUGCACCAUAUUCGAACAGUUACGAUACUGCCAGAAACGCACUAAGCGCGGCUGACAAGUCAAAUCUUCGCAUCCAUGCAUUUAUCAAAGCAAAAGAGUGCUCUGUGGAAUUUCAACGAAAUCGAUUUCAAGACUUACUGAUUAGACCAGUGCAACGACUACCCACAGUUGUAAUUCUGCUCAAAGAGCUACAGAAGCGAACCACAAACUUUUUUGAAAAAGUGGAUGAAGCGAUUGCUCUGGUAGAAAAAAUAAUAAGUCGUGCUAACAGCAUUCGAGCACAAAAUGAUGAGUUCAUCGAACAGAUGAGCUUCUUCAACAAUGUUGAAGGCGUCCCGCCACAUUUGGUUUGCGCACGAAGAAAACUGAUAAAGGCCGUCGAAGGAUACUCGAUUGGAGGGACUUUCGAAUGGAGCAGCUUGAAUCGCCGAAAAGUUAAAAUUAUUCUAUACAAUGAUCUCAUAAUGGUGUGCAAAGUCCGCAGUGUUACGGAAGGAGCAGGGACAAUGACAAAGUUUACUCGCCACGCAUCAUUUACAAACCUCACAGAACCGAAAAAACAGUACAAAUAUUUCCACCAUUUGCUCAUUCCUAAUGUGAGGGAGAUUAACCGUCUCAAAUUGUUCCGCUAUGAAGGUUCCGUGGAUGAUAGGCUCGAACCCACAGACGUACUUCCCAUUUUUGGAUGGACAAUAAGGGACAUCUCCAGCGAUGCGAACUGGUACGUGGAAGCCGCUGACAAAGAUGUAAUGGUUGAUUUUGUUCAAGAAGUUCACAAAAAGAUUUUCAUGGACUUUGGCCGAGACAUCCAUUGGCCAGGCUUUACCAUUACUGACAUAACUUCUCAUAAUCUACGUGAGAUAUUGAAGAAGCAUAUAAGAAGGGUCUUAUCAAAAGAGCAGGAGACUUCUGAGAAAACGAGAAUAAUUUCGGAAGAAUCCCCAGUAUCUCGUUCGUUUGCCUUUGCUACUUUGGGACGUAGGUCAGCGCUAGGAUUAAGACGGACAGCGAGUCAUGUGGGAAGCUCCUUUGCUCGUCUUGCGGUACCUUUCCGUGGUCAUCGUUCUGCGAAUUCUAACGCAACGGUUUCCUCAUUCCCAGAGAACUUAGACGCACCAUAUGUUUUGUGUGCGGAUGACCCAAUUGACGCUACUUGUCUCAGUUUCCCUUUUUCUCAAGCUGAACUCGUACCAACUGCUAGAUGCGGAUCGAAGACUAUGAUGCCUCUCUCCGAAGAAACGGAAAAGGCCUUCGAAUCUGAAAAUUCUGACAAGGAAAACUGA
Molecule: messenger RNA, 3120 nt
Organism: Necator americanus (New World hookworm)
Lineage: Eukaryota; Metazoa; Nematoda; Chromadorea; Rhabditida; Ancylostomatidae
Exons: 23
Coding region: 1-3120 (1039 amino acids)
Biological process (GO): mitotic cytokinesis; nervous system development; activation of GTPase activity
Cellular component (GO): cell cortex; nucleus
Molecular function (GO): guanyl-nucleotide exchange factor activity; GTPase activator activity
Source: RefSeq, a predicted model, not a curated record